UCCGUCCGACCGUGCCUCGCAAUCCCGUGAAUAGGUUCGGGGCUUUUGCCGAGCGUUUUAGGUUCCUACUGGAGACAAUUCUGCGAAAUAAGGAGCCGAUCGACGGCGACAUGCCAAAGAUGUUUUCGGCGGUGUUCGAUUCCCGCAUAGUGCAUCUGAUACUCUUUGGCCUCUUUUUCAUUGCUGUUUCCUUCUACGCCGGAAGCCUCUUUGGCUCAAGCGGCAUUGCUGUCGUUGGCUCCGGCGACUCCGUUCCCUCUGUCCCGUCUAAAGGUGAUUUACAGUACACGAAUAAAGUUGCUCUUACAUACAGGACAAAAUCUGUUACAAUACCAGAAAGUGGAAUGGUUGUUUGCCCAUUGAAAUUUAAUGAAUAUAUUCCUUGUCAUGAUGCAACUUAUUUAACAAAGCUGCUCCCAAAAUUAGAUGCUUCUCGAGAAGAGCAGCUUGAGAGUCAUUGUCCUCAAUUAGAGGAACGCUUGUUUUGCCUGGUUCCACCACCUGUUGACUAUAAAAUACCAAUAAAAUGGCCACUUAGUAGAGAUUACGUGUGGCGCGGUAAUGUGAAUCAUUCACACCUUGCUGAGGUGAAAGGAGGACAAAAUUGGGUUCAUGAGAAAGGUAUGCUGUGGUGGUUCCCUGGUGGGGGUACACAUUUUAAGCAUGGAGCUGCUGAGUAUAUUGAGAGGCUUGGAAAAAUGAUAACUAAUGAAACCGGUGAUUUACGUUCAGCUGGAGUUGUUCAGGUUUUGGAUAUUGGCUGCGGUGUUGCCAGUUUUUCAGCUUAUUUACAACCUUUAGAUAUUCAAACAAUGUCUUUCGCUCCUAAAGAUGGCCAUGAAAAUCAGAUCCAAUUUGCUCUGGAGCGUGGAAUUUGUGCAAUGAUAUCUGUUUUGGCUACAAAACAGUUGCCCUUUCCUCCGAGAUCUUUUGAAAUGGUUCAUUGCUCACGAUGCCGUGUUGAUUGGCAUGCAAAUGAUGGAAUACUGCUUAAAGAAGUUGACCGUCUUCUGCGACCACAUGGAUAUUUUGUGUACUCAGCUCCACCUGUGUAUAGAAAAGAUAAAGACUAUCCAGUCAUUUGGCAAAAGUUGUUUAAUCUGACUACAUCUAUGUGUUGGAAGCUCAUUGCUCAGCAGGUCCAGACAGCCAUAUGGUUGAAAGGGGAUAAUGAUUCAUGUCUAUCAGAGAAUGCAGAAAAGAAUCUACUAUUGAUAUGCGAACCGGUUGAGGAUACAAUACCACAGUGGCAAAGCCCUUUAAGAAACUGCAUGAGUUUAAGCAACGAUAAGUAUAAUUUUCAGAAGUUACCUCUCAGACCUGAUCGCUUUGUGAUUUAUCCAAAAGUUCUUGAAAAGUUAGAGGUCUCUCCUGAGAUGUAUGAACUUAACACAAAAUUUUGGAAAGAGCAAGUCAAUCAGUAUUGGAGAUUAAUUGAUAUUAACAAGGUGGAUAUCAGGAAUGUUAUGGACAUGAAUGCUUAUUAUGGUGGAUUUUCUGUGGCACUAAGCAACCUACCUGUCUGGGUAAUGAAUAUAGUACCAGCAACCAUGAAUAAUACGCUGUCAGCUAUAUAUGAUCGUGGAUUAGUUGGUGCUUUUCAUGACUGGUGUAACCCAUUUUCUACUUACCCCCGGACAUAUGAUCUCUUGCAUGCUUACCAGCUGUUGUCCCACUACCAAUCUGGCGAGAGACGUUGCUCGGUUGAAGAUAUCCUUUUGGAGAUGGAUCGCAUCAUUCGUCCUCAGGGCUAUAUCAUUAUUAGAGAUGAAGAUUCCCAUGUGUUGAGAAUGGUAACAGGCAUUGCCCCAAAGUUCCUGUGGGAUGUCGAUUUGUAUAUGCUAGAAAAUGAGGAAAAGAAAAAUGAGCCAGUCUUAAUAUGCAGGAAAAAGUUCUGGACUAUUGUUUGAGAUAGUGGCAUUGAAAACGUUCAUCCCAAGUGAGCAAAUUAUAUUUGGCUUGUUAGAAGGCUGAUGGUUGAUAUGGUUAUCAAGCAAGCUGGAGACGAGCAGCACAAGCAGGUUUGGAUCUUAAUUUUUAAAUGAGU
This is a messenger RNA of Phalaenopsis equestris, 2047 nucleotides long. Its product is annotated as probable methyltransferase PMT7. Gene Ontology annotation, cellular component: trans-Golgi network; cytoplasm; endosome. Bases 111 to 1910 code for a protein of 599 amino acids. The record is from RefSeq and is a predicted model, not a curated record. Gene Ontology annotation, molecular function: methyltransferase activity. The transcript is spliced from 8 exons. NCBI's taxonomy places the organism in Eukaryota, Viridiplantae, Streptophyta, Magnoliopsida, Asparagales, Orchidaceae.